Messenger RNA from Beta vulgaris subsp. vulgaris (sugar beet), 651 nucleotides. RefSeq lists its product as hypothetical. The record is from RefSeq and is a predicted model, not a curated record. The transcript has 2 exons. Lineage: Eukaryota; Viridiplantae; Streptophyta; Magnoliopsida; Caryophyllales; Amaranthaceae. Bases 109 to 426 code for a protein of 105 amino acids.
AGCUGAAGAUCAUCAGCAUCAAGCAUAUGAGCAAAGAAAAUAAUACUUCAAGUAUAAGCUAUUUCUUAAGGUCAUCACUCAGAAAGUUCCUGCAAACAUCACUCAAAUAUGUCUUACUUCAAACUUGCUGUCAUCGCAUUUUUUCUGUUCGCUGCUUCAGCUAUGGCAAUGCCUGAUGCAAAAAUUCAAUCCGUCACAAGGAGAGAAAAAGUGGGUGAAGGACUGCUGCAGGCAGAAAUAAAAGCAUUGAUAGAACUUAAACAAGUCGAGAAGGCAAUGAUUUCAGGCUUAAGGCUUAAAAUGAUGGGAGCAAAUGAUGACUGUGCUCCAUCAGGCAAUGCUUGUUUCCCUAAUGGACCUGAAGAGUACUGUUGCUCCGGCUCCUGUGUUCCUCAUCCUAUGGUUAAGAUUUUUGUUUGCGCAUAAUCAUCUAAAUAAGCUCCUUAAUAUGGAGUCAUCAAUCAUGCACCUUACUAAAUAAUGUGUAUGAGUAUCUGUAUUAUGAAGGAUGUAGAUGGUCUCUUAAGUUUCUAUUCUUGGCUAGAGAGAUGAAGUUGGAUAUAGAUAUUCAACUACUCUUCAGACAAGGAUUUCUAUGUUUUCUGUUUCUUCAAUAAUGAGAGAUGCUUAUCACGUCAGAUCAUACUUCAA